Messenger RNA from Exophiala oligosperma, 1397 nucleotides. RefSeq lists its product as uncharacterized. NCBI's taxonomy places the organism in Eukaryota, Fungi, Ascomycota, Eurotiomycetes, Chaetothyriales, Herpotrichiellaceae. Gene Ontology annotation, molecular function: cytochrome-b5 reductase activity, acting on NAD(P)H. The transcript is spliced from 4 exons. The record is from RefSeq and is a predicted model, not a curated record. Gene Ontology annotation, biological process: ergosterol biosynthetic process. Bases 90 to 1100 code for a protein of 336 amino acids.
AUUUAUCUUGCACUCGCGCCCUGCAUCAGCUUCGUCCUCUCAUCUGACUUCUCUUCUGCAUCUCACCUUGUCUUGCCUUAGCCAUCACCAUGUUUGCUAGAGCUGUUCUGAGGUCCGCGGGACCUAUGCGCCAGAGCAUACGCGGCUAUGCGACCGAAGCUCCCAAGUCAUCUUCCUCGACGCCCUGGAUUGUUGGUGCUGCAGCCAUCGGCGCAGGCGCUGCCGGUUACACUUUUUUGGGAUCGAACAAAACAAGCGCUGAAGCCGCUCCCAAGCCUUCGGAAGAUGCUGCCCAAGCAGCGAAGUCGGUUCCGGCGGCUAAGGCUUUUCUAGGGGGUGACCAAGGGUUUCUCGAUCUCAGACUCGCAGAGGUCAUACCUUACAAUCACAAUACCAAGAAACUGCGAUUCGAAUUACCUGAGAAGGACCAGGUGUCUGGGCUGAACGUUGCCUCGGCCAUCAUCACGAAAUACAAGGGUCCCCAGCAUGAUAAGCCCGUCAUUAGACCCUACACGCCUAUCAACGACGAAGAUGAAAAGGGAUUCGUCGACCUUCUGGUCAAAGUAUAUCCUAAUGGGCCUAUGUCCGAGCAUCUGCACUCCAUGACCCCAGGACAAACGCUCUCUAUGAAAGGUCCCAUCCCCAAGUAUCCGUGGUCAGCCAACAAGCACGAACACAUCACUCUGAUUGCCGGUGGCACUGGUAUCACGCCCAUGUAUCAGCUGAUUCGUGCGAUCUUUAAGAACCCGGAAGAUAAGACCAAGGUUUCGCUGAUUUUCGGCAACGUCAAAGAGGAGGACAUUCUGUUGAAGGAAGAACUCGAGAAGAUUGAGAAUGAGUAUCCUCAACGGUUCCGGGCAUUCUAUACUUUGGACAACGCUCCUGAGAGCUGGCCAUACGGAAAGGGCUUCAUAACCAAGGAACUGCUCAAGGACGUCAUUCCGGACCCGAAGAGCCAAAACAUCAAGGUCUUUGUAUGUGGACCACCGGGUAUGUACAAGGCCAUCAGCGGCGCCAAAGUCAGCCCAACCGAUCAGGGUGAAUUGAGUGGCAUACUCAAGGAGCUCGGAUAUACCAAGGAACAAGUUUACAAGUUCUAGACCACAAUACGCCCAGGUUGGAUGAAGAUGCUACACGAAAAGACUUGUGAGCAAAGGUUUCAUGCAAACGAUAGAGUUGUGUUUUUGACCAACAUAGAGAAGGCAGCGAACAGCUUACAAGUUUUCAUGUCUGUACAAACAAAAACAUGUGGCGGAGGAAUUGGAGAUUUGUACAUAAAUAUAAAAAGUGAGAAUUGAGCAUUGAGAAGCCAAAAUGUCAUAGAAAUAAACAGUUCCAUAACAGCCGAGACUAUACACAUCUUGGGAUAAACAAGAGAUACAGACAAGUCAAGCUUA